Cicer arietinum (chickpea) is the source of this 780-nucleotide messenger RNA. RefSeq names its product probable peroxygenase 4. The record is from RefSeq and is a predicted model, not a curated record. Lineage: Eukaryota; Viridiplantae; Streptophyta; Magnoliopsida; Fabales; Fabaceae. Gene Ontology annotation, molecular function: monooxygenase activity; calcium ion binding.
UACAAUGAAUUCAUAUCAAGUUCGUCUUCCACUACUUAUUUCAUUUUUUUACUUUUACUAUCAAAUAGCUAUCGCAACCACAACUGCACCAGCACCCGCCCCCGCAUAUAAUUCAAGUGGAUUUAGUGCUUUGCAAAAACACGUUUCUUUUUUUGAUAGAAAUCAUGAUGGCAUCGUUUAUCCAAAGGAAACUUUCCAAGGAUUUAGAGCGAUAGGUUGUGGAGUUGCCUUAUCGACAGCUGCUUCGGCUUUCAUUCAUGCCGGUCUUAGCCAAAAAACACGUCCCGGAGAGCCUCCUUCUAUUUUGUUACCAAUAGUAGUUGCAAACAUCAAAUUAGCAAUACAUGGAAGUGACUCCGGUGCCUAUAAUGCUGAAGGAGGGUUUGUGGCUUCAAAAUUUGAAGAAAUUUUCAGCAAGCAUGCAAAACAACAUCCAAAUGCUUUAACUUCUGAUGAAUUGAAGGAGAUGCUUAAGUCAAAUAGAGAGCCUAAGGAUUUCAAAGGAUGGCUUGCAGCUGAAUCAGAAUGGAAGAUAUUAUUUGAUCUAUGCAAGGAUAACAAUGGUUUACUCCAAAAAGACAUCGUAUAUUCUGUUUAUGAUGGAAGUUUGUUUGAACGUCUCGAAAAGGAACACUCCAAAACCAAGAAUAAUGUAUAAAUAUGAUUUCUAUUGUGAUAAUUGAGAAAAUCACGAUUUCCAUUUAUUUGUGAUAUUAAUAAAUUAUUAAAUAUGAUUUCUAUACGUCUUUACAAUUAAAUUGUGAUAUCUAUGAAAUUUGA